AUGCGUCGAGAAAAUGACAACAACAUGCCGGAGUCUUCUAGAGAAACAGAAACUGAGGGGGAAAUGACGAUCAGACAACAAAGAGAGCAAGGAAACCAGGCGCCUCACAACGUCGUGUCUUUAAUAUCUCAGUUCGCAGAUGAUAAUUUAACACUUGUGCGGAACAUAAGCACCGGACUGGCAGUUGCUGGUGUUAUUGUAAUAGCAAGGAGUAUCAAACUGAUCACCAAAUUUCAAGCUGCCUCUGAGAUCCCCGCUCGCUUUAUUGAGAGGAAUGUCAGCCUCCGUGGGAAAGUUCAUUCAAUCACAGAGAGAGGACUUGAAGUGGAACAUAUCCCAAUUCAUCUGCCAGUCGUCUCUUCGUUACUUAUGAAACACAAAGGUGUGUGCACGAUGGUGGUGCAUCUUGCAGGAGUGGAGCUGACUCCAGAGGGCAGAGAAUGGCUGCAGAAGAACAUGACUCCUUCCCAAACAGUCUGGCUAAAACUUAUCAGCCGAGAGAAUGACAUGCUGCACUGUUUGGUGUCUCAAAGCAGACAGGGGCUGAUGUGGAGCUACUGUAUGAACGAAGAGGUCCUCAGGCUUGGUUUGGCCCGCACUGCGCCUGUGGUAGGGGUCCAGCCUGACUCUCGCCUCUACUGGCGUCUCCACAAACGGCUGCAUAGGGCAGAGGUCAAAGCUGAGAAGAAGGGGCGGGGACUGUGGAAGCAGGACAGCCUAUGGGAGAGGGCCUCCAAGGCUCUCAGGGACAACGCUUUAUUCAGACUGAUGAGGAAGAUCUUUAAGAGGACUUGAUGCACUAAAUAUGACAAAGACGUGACAGCAUGGAAUCUGUUUUAUUUAUUCUGUAUAUCUGUGACUGCCAACUGACAUAUUGACACAAAUUAAGGGAGUUUAAAAGUCUUACUGCAAGCUACAAAAGUGCCAUCCAUCACUGAUCAUUAAUCUGUGACAGAUAUUCUUAUGGAUACUAUAAAAAUAUAUUUAUAUAUAAUAUAUAUAAAUCACAUUUCCCUGAUAUUGCUUUACAUUCCUUAUUACACUUGUUACAAAGGUUUGUGAUUAUUUUUUACAGUAUUUCGCAGUCUUUAGAAGUUUAAAUUGAUUAAAACUUUAUCUUAA
Molecule: messenger RNA, 1122 nt
Organism: Plectropomus leopardus (leopard coralgrouper)
Lineage: Eukaryota; Metazoa; Chordata; Actinopteri; Perciformes; Serranidae
Gene: miso1
Product: mitochondrial inner membrane subdomain organizer 1
Source: RefSeq, a predicted model, not a curated record